AACUACGAUAUGAAAACGCAGGAGGCAGAUCAGAAGUCUCGAGAGAACGAACAGCUUGGUGUAAGUUCCAUUCCCUGCAGUGGACAUUUUACGGAAUCUUGUCGCUUGGUGCUCUUAAUUGCAAGAGGAGCUUUUCAGGAUGAACUGUCCAAGAAAAAUGUGAAGAUUGUGGAAUUAACUGCGGAACUGGAGACGUUACGUGAGAGUUGCGUUGCGCAGAAGAAGCGUAUCACUGAUGCUAUGCAAACGAUGCUGAGGGAUUUAUCUGAAGUUGGCAGCAAUUAUGCAAAUGCAGCUAAGUUUAAUAUGGAAAACGGAACAGAUAAGCCGUACGAUGAGGAACUGUUUGCGCAUGCGCGAAUCUGUAUUUCGAAGUUGAGUGCAGACUUCAAAUCCACACUUCAGAAAGUUUCGAACUUGGAGUCCGGUUCCGGUGAUGUGGCGCAGAGAUUGGAAGCCACCGAGAAAGACUUGGCUGAUUGCCGAUUGCAACUGCAGCAGAACGAGGCGAAG
Molecule: messenger RNA, 513 nt
Organism: Gongylonema pulchrum
Lineage: Eukaryota; Metazoa; Nematoda; Chromadorea; Rhabditida; Gongylonematidae
Source: the annotation of a GenBank genome assembly